Molecule: messenger RNA, 2157 nt
Organism: Papaver somniferum (opium poppy)
Lineage: Eukaryota; Viridiplantae; Streptophyta; Magnoliopsida; Ranunculales; Papaveraceae
Product: salutaridinol 7-O-acetyltransferase-like
Exons: 1
Coding region: 542-1960 (472 amino acids)
Source: RefSeq, a predicted model, not a curated record
AUUCAAUUACAAAACAAAAUAGAAAGCAUCAGCAUAUCACAUCGAUCCUUUAUAAAAGAUUAUAUACAUAUAUAUAACCUUUGGUCUUCAACUGCUAUUGAAUUACAAAACAAAAUAGAAAGCAUCAGCAUAUUACAUCGAUCCUUUAUAAAAGAUAAUAUAUAUAUAUAUAACCUUUGGUCGUCAACUGCUAUUGAAUUGCAAAACAAAAUAGAAAGCAUCAGCAUAUUACAUCGAUCCUUUAUAAAAGAUAAUAUAUAUAUAUAUAUAUAACCUUUGGUCUUCAACUGCUAUUGAAUUACAAAACAAAAUAGAAAGCAUCAGCAUAUUACAUCGAUCCUUUCUUCAGAAAGAGGGGUAUUCUAUUCGGUGAGUGUUUCUUCUCAUCCAGCUCCUGGCAAAUGAAAUGAUUCCAUAAUUCCUCACUAAAAGACUUGGUUAUUAUAUAAGAGAGGGAAACCACGAGCUUCUUCUAAACAACAGAAAGUAUCAUCUACCAUUAUCAAUCCUGUUAAACAGUUACUCAAACACUUUGGGAUAUAUGGCAACAAUGUAUAGUGCUGCUGUUGAAGUGAUCUCCAAGGAAACCAUUAAACCCACAACUCCAACCCCAUCUCAACUUAAAAACUUCAAUCUGUCACUUCUCGAUCAAUGUUUUCCUUUAUAUUAUUAUGUUCCAAUCAUUCUUUUCUACCCAGCCAGCGUCGCUAAUAGUACCGGUAGCAGUAACCAUCAUGAUGAUCUUGACUUGCUUAAGAGUUCUCUUUCCAAAACACUAGUUCACUUUUAUCCAAUGGCUGGUAGGAUGAUAGACAAUAUUCUGGUCGACUGUCAUGACCAUGGGAUUAACUUUUACAAAGUAAAAAUUAGAGGUAAAAUGUGUGACUUCAUGUCGCAACCGGAUGUGCCACUAAGCCAGCUUCUUCCCUCUGAAGUUGUUUCCGCGAGUGUCCCUAAGGAAGCACUGGUGGUCGUUCAAGUGAACAUGUUUGACUGUGGUGGAACAGCCAUUUGUUCGAGUGUAUCACAUAAGAUUGCCGAUGCAGCUACAAUGGGUACGUUCAUUCGUAGUUGGGCAAGCACCACCAAAACAUCUCGUAGUGGGGGUGCAACUGCUGCCGUUAUUACAGAUCAGAAAUUGAUUCCUUCUUUCGACUCGGCAUCUCUUUUCCCACCUAGUGAACGAUUGGCAUCUCCAUCAGGGAUGUCAGAGAUACCAUUUUCCAGUAUCCCAGAGGAUACAGAAGAUGAUAAAACUGUCAGCAAGAGAUUUGUGUUCGAUUUUGCAAAGAUAACAUCUGUACGUGAAAAGCUGCAAGUAUUGAUGCAUGAUAACUACAAAAGCCGCAGGCCAACAAGGGUUGAGGUGGUUACUUCUCUAAUAUGGAAGUCCGUGAUGAAAUCCACUCCCGCCGGUUUUUUACCAGUGGUAGAUCAUGCCGUCAACCUUAGAAAGAAAAUGCACCCACCAUUACAAGAUGUGUCAUUCGGAAAUCUAUCUGUAACUGUUUCGGCGUUCUUACCAGCAACAACAACGACAACAACAAAUGCGGUCAACAAGACAAUAAAUAGUGAAUUUCAAGUGGUACUUCAUGAGUUACAUGAUUUUAUAGCUCAGCUGAGGAGUGAAAUAGAUAAGGUCAAGGGUGAUAAAGGUAGCUUGGAGAAAGUCAUUCAAAAUUUUGUUUCUGGUCAUGAUGCUUCAAUAAAGAAAAUCAAUGAUGUUGAAGUGAUAAACUUUUGGAUAAGUAGCUGGUGCAGGAUGGGAUUAUACGAGAUUGAUUUUGGUUGGGGAAAGCCAAUUUGGGUAACAGUUGAUCCAAAUAUCAAGCCGAACAAGAAUUGUUUUUUCAUGAAUGAUACGAAAUGUGGUGAAGGAAUAGAAGUUUGGGCGAGCUUUCUUGAGGAUGAUAUGGCUAAGUUCGAGCUUCACCUAAGUGAAAUCCUUGAAUUGAUUUGAUAUUGCAUUAUCUACAUGUGUUCUCUAAUCAUGAUUUUCUCCAUUUCCCUUUCCGUAGUUGGUUACAAAGAACCAAAUAAAGGGGAAAAAAAACUUGUACUGCUCGAUGCUUUGACAUUUCCAUGUUCAUUGUGAACACAAAGAUCUGGUGUCAUCUGAGUAUUCACAAAUAAUGCGUGCAGACUCAUGACAAUACA